This is a messenger RNA of Porites lobata, 5521 nucleotides long. The record is from the annotation of a GenBank genome assembly. Lineage: Eukaryota; Metazoa; Cnidaria; Anthozoa; Scleractinia; Poritidae.
AUGAAAAAAGAGAAUUUACACCCAAACUAUAACGCUGAAACGCCGCAGAGGUUUUUCUCCAGAAUGGGCAGGAAUGACGACGACAACGACGACGAUGAUGAUGAUGAUGAUGAUGAUGAUGAUGAUGAUGAUGAUGAUGAUGAUGACAAAGACGAUGAUGACGAUGACGAUGACGAUGACGAUGACGAUGACGAUGACGAUGACGAUGACGAUGAUGAUGAUGAUGAUGAUGAUGAUCACAAGAGUUAUCACAAGGCAGGAGCCCAUCACCCGCGGCCGCGCAAGGUAGUUGCAAUAACAACAACAAUUUCAAGUAAUGGAAGAUUGGUUGGGCUGAAUGACUCUGAUUAAUUAGUUUGUGUAAGACUCUGCAUUAGAAAGUUUUUCGCUUAAUUAUCGCAUUCAUUGUCAGAAUGUAUAUCUAUUCUAGCCGUGGAGGUUUCACCACAGGAUGGGCAGGUAUAACGACGACGACGACGAUGAUGAUGAUGAUGAUGAUGAUGACAAGGAUGAUGACAAGGUAGGGGCAAUAACUACAACAAUUUCUUAUAAUGGAAGAUUGGUUGGGCUGAAUGACUCUUAUUAAUAGGACGAUUGCACGAUGACGAUAUCUGACUACAACUACCAGAAUUCAUUUCGGUUUUGCUUUGUUAUUUAAAUUUGUCAAUGCCUCUGAGGAUUAAAUAACCUUAAUUUGCACAAGAAAACAACAAACUCAAGGAUUCUGGUAGUUGUAGUAAAAUGACGUCAUCGUGCAAUUGUCCUAUUAAUUUGUUUAAGAUUGCGCAUUAGAAAGUCUUUCGCUUAAAUAUCGCAUUCAUUGUCAGAAUGUAUAUCUUUCCUUGCCACAGAGGUUUUUCCCCAGCAUGGGCAGGAAUGACGACGACGACGACAAAGACGGCGAUGAUGAUGAUGAUGAUGACAAGGAUGAUGAUAAGGUAGUGGUAAUAAUAGACUGCUUGCAGUCCGCCUUUUCUCUUAAAAACUGUCUAGUUCUUACCUCAUCCAGCGCGAUAGCAAACCGCGACGUUAUUAUUACAAUGAGGGAUUGAGACCAGGCGAGAAAAGACGGACUGCUGACUCUUUUGUAGUAAACAAACCCUCCGUCAGCCCAGAAACGGAGUAACCAAUUGGUCAAUUGCACAGCUGUUGACAGAUAAUUGACUAGUCUGUUGUGAGAUUGCAAGCAAUUAAAAUAGUCACGCAUCACAACGAACUGCAAACAAUAGCGAACCAAACAGUAAUCUCAGUAAUAAAACUUUUAAGGAAAACUUACAGCGGGAAACUGCUGUGAAUUUCUUAAAGGGAAACGAAUUCGGGGCAAUCUUGCCAGAUUUAAAGAAAGUGUAAUUUUUUUCAGUUGUUUAUGUUUUAUUUGUAAAUCGUUUCAAGUUACUAGGGUUUAAUUGUUUAAUUAAAUUACCUUGACAGUUUCGUUGUCCCCAGGCAAAACAAAAGAGUUAGCAGUCUCUUAUUUUUUUCUUCUCGGGCUUACGCCCUCGUUUCUCACGACUCGCAGCUUUGCCGCUCGCGUUCUUAGGUUUCGCGUGCAGUAACUUUGCAAAGAAAAAUAAGAGACUGCUCGCAGUCUAUGGCAAUAACUACAACACCCACAACAAUUUCUAAUAAUGGAAGAUUGGUUGGGCUGAAUGACUCUUAUUAAUUAAUUUGUUUAAGACUGCGCAUUAGAAAGUCUUUCGCUUAAAUAUCGCAUUCAUUGUCAGAAUGUAUAUCUUUCCUUGCCGCAGAGGUUUUUCCCCAGCAUGAGCAGGAAUGACGACGACGACGAGAAAGACGGCGAUGAUGAUGAUGAUGAUGAUGACAAGGAUGAUGACAAGGUAGGGGCAAUAACUACAACAAUUUCUAGUAAUGGAAGAUUGGUUCGGCUGAAUGACUCUUAUUGAUUAAUUUGUUUAAGACUGCGCAUUAGAAAGUCUUUCGCUUAAAUAUCGCAUUCAUUGUCAGAAUGUAUAUCUUUCCUUGCCACAGAGGUCUUUCCCCAGCAUGGGCAGGAAUGAUGACGACGACGACGAUGAUGAUGAUGAUGAUGAUGAUGACAAGGAUGAUGACAAGGUAGGGGCAAUAACUACAACAAUUUCUAAUAAUGGAAGAUUGGUUCGACUGAAUGUCUAUUCGAGACUAUUAUUGAUUAAUUUGUUUAAGAUUGCGCAUUAGAAAGUCUUUCGAUUAAAUAUCGCAUUCAUUGUCAGAAUGUAUAUCUUUCCUUGCCACAGAGGUCUUUCCCCAGCAUGAGCAGGAAUGAUGACGACGACGACAAAGACGGCGAUGAUGAUGAUGAUGAUGAUGACAAGGAUGAUGACAAGGUAGGGGCAAUAACUACAACAAUUUCUAGUAAUGGAAGAUUGGUUGGGCUGAAUGACUCUUAUUAAUUAAUUUGUUUAAGCCUUCGCAUUAGAAAGUCUUUCGCUUAAAUAUCGCAUUCAUUGUCAGAAUGUAUAUCUUUCCUUGCCGCAGAGGUCUUUCCCCAGCAUGAGCAGGAAUGAUGACGACGACGACAAAGACGGCGAUGAUGAUGAUGAUGAUGAUGACAAGGAUGAUGACAAGGUAGGGGCAAUAACUACAACAAUUUCUAGUAAUGGAAGAUUGGUUGGGCUGAAUGACUCUUAUUAAUUAAUUUGUUUAAGACUCCACACUAGAAAGUCUUUCGCUUAAAUAUCGCAUUCAUUGUCAGAAUGUAUCUCUUUCCUUGCCGCAGAGGUUUUUCCCCAGCAUGGGCAGGAAUGAUGACGACGACGACAAAGAUGGCGAUGAUGAUGAUGAUGAUGAUGACAAAGUAGUGGCAAUAACUACAACAAUUUCUAGUAAUGGAAGAUUGGUUGGGCUGAAUGACUCUUAUUAAUUAAUUUGUUUAAGACUCCACACUUAAAUAUCGCAUUCAUUGUCAGAAUGUAUAUCUUUCCUUGCCGCAGAGGUUUUUCCCCAGCAUGAGCAGGAAUGACGACGACGACGACAAAGACGGCGAUGAUGAUGAUGAUGAUGAUGACAAGGAUGAUGACAAGGUAGGGGCAAUAACUACAACAAUUUCUAGUAAUGGAAGAUUGGUUGGGCUGAAUGACUCUUAUUAAUAGGACAAUUGCACGAUGACGAUAUUUGACUACAACUACCAGAAUUCAUUUCGGUUUUGCUUUGUUAUUUAAAUUUGUCAAUGCCUCUGAGGAUUAAAUAACCUUAAUUUGCACAAGAAAACAACAAACUCAAGGAUUCUGGUAGUUGUAGUAAAAUGACGUCAUCGUGCAAUUGUCCUAUUAAUUUGUUUAAGAUUGCGCAUUAGAAAGUCUUUCGCUUAAAUAUCGCAUUCAUUGUCAGAAUGUAUAUCUUUCCUUGCCACAGAGGUUUUUCCCCAGCAUGGGCAGGAAUGACGACGACGACGACAAAGACGGCGAUGAUGAUGAUGAUGAUGACAAGGAUGAUGAUAAGGUAGUGGUAAUAAUAGACUGCUUGCAGUCCGCCUUUUCUCUUAAAAACUGUCUAGUUCUUACCUCAUCCAGCGCGAUAGCAAACCGCGACGUUAUUAUUACAAUGAGGGAUUGAGACCAGGCGAGAAAAGACGGACUGCUGACUCUUUUGUAGUAAACAAACCCUCCGUCAGCCCAGAAACGGAGUAACCAAUUGGUCAAUUGCACAGCUGUUGACAGAUAAUUGACUAGUCUGUUGUGAGAUUGCAAGCAAUUAAAAUAGUCACGCAUCACAACGAACUGCAAACAAUAGCGAACCAAACAGUAAUCUCAGUAAUAAAACUUUUAAGGAAAACUUACAGCGGGAAACUGCUGUGAAUUUCUUAAAGGGAAACGAAUUCGGGGCAAUCUUGCCAGAUUUAAAGAAAGUGUAAUUUUUUCAGUUGUUUAUGUUUUAUUUGUAAAUCGUUUCAAGUUACUAGGGUUUAAUUGUUUAAUUAAAUUACCUUGACAGUUUCGUUGUCCCCAGGCAAAACAAAAGAGUUAGCAGUCUCUUAUUUUUUCUUCUCGGGCUUACGCCCUCGUUUCUCACGACUCGCAGCUUUGCCGCUCGCGUUCUUAGGUUUCGCGUGCAGUAACUUUGCAAAGAAAAAUAAGAGACUGCUCGCAGUCUAUGGCAAUAACUACAACACCCACAACAAUUUCUAAUAAUGGAAGAUUGGUUGGGCUGAAUGACUCUUAUUAAUUAAUUUGUUUAAGACUGCGCAUUAGAAAGUCUUUCGCUUAAAUAUCGCAUUCAUUGUCAGAAUGUAUAUCUUUCCUUGCCGCAGAGGUUUUUCCCCAGCAUGAGCAGGAAUGACGACGACGACGAGAAAGACGGCGAUGAUGAUGAUGAUGAUGAUGACAAGGAUGAUGACAAGGUAGGGGCAAUAACUACAACAAUUUCUAGUAAUGGAAGAUUGGUUCGGCUGAAUGACUCUUAUUGAUUAAUUUGUUUAAGACUGCGCAUUAGAAAGUCUUUCGCUUAAAUAUCGCAUUCAUUGUCAGAAUGUAUAUCUUUCCUUGCCACAGAGGUCUUUCCCCAGCAUGGGCAGGAAUGAUGACGACGACGACGAUGAUGAUGAUGAUGAUGAUGAUGACAAGGAUGAUGACAAGGUAGGGGCAAUAACUACAACAAUUUCUAAUAAUGGAAGAUUGGUUCGACUGAAUGUCUAUUCGAGACUAUUAUUGAUUAAUUUGUUUAAGAUUGCGCAUUAGAAAGUCUUUCGAUUAAAUAUCGCAUUCAUUGUCAGAAUGUAUAUCUUUCCUUGCCACAGAGGUCUUUCCCCAGCAUGAGCAGGAAUGAUGACGACGACGACAAAGACGGCGAUGAUGAUGAUGAUGAUGAUGACAAGGAUGAUGACAAGGUAGGGGCAAUAACUACAACAAUUUCUAGUAAUGGAAGAUUGGUUGGGCUGAAUGACUCUUAUUAAUUAAUUUGUUUAAGCCUUCGCAUUAGAAAGUCUUUCGCUUAAAUAUCGCAUUCAUUGUCAGAAUGUAUAUCUUUCCUUGCCGCAGAGGUCUUUCCCCAGCAUGAGCAGGAAUGAUGACGACGACGACAAAGACGGCGAUGAUGAUGAUGAUGAUGAUGACAAGGAUGAUGACAAGGUAGGGGCAAUAACUACAACAAUUUCUAGUAAUGGAAGAUUGGUUGGGCUGAAUGACUCUUAUUAAUUAAUUUGUUUAAGACUCCACACUAGAAAGUCUUUCGCUUAAAUAUCGCAUUCAUUGUCAGAAUGUAUCUCUUUCCUUGCCGCAGAGGUUUUUCCCCAGCAUGGGCAGGAAUGAUGACGACGACGACAAAGAUGGCGAUGAUGAUGAUGAUGAUGAUGACAAAGUAGUGGCAAUAACUACAACAAUUUCUAGUAAUGGAAGAUUGGUUGGGCUGAAUGACUCUUAUUAAUUAAUUUGUUUAAGACUCCACACUUAAAUAUCGCAUUCAUUGUCAGAAUGUAUAUCUUUCCUUGCCGCAGAGGUUUUUCCCCAGCAUGAGCAGGAAUGACGACGACGACGACAAAGACGGCGAUGAUGAUGAUGAUGAUGAUGACAAGGAUGAUGACAAGGUA